Molecule: messenger RNA, 1065 nt
Organism: Priceomyces carsonii
Lineage: Eukaryota; Fungi; Ascomycota; Pichiomycetes; Serinales; Debaryomycetaceae
Exons: 1
Coding region: 1-1065 (354 amino acids)
Molecular function (GO): acyltransferase activity, transferring groups other than amino-acyl groups
Source: RefSeq, a predicted model, not a curated record
AUGUUUUCGCAGGGUUUCGAAGAACACCAUGAAGGAAAUGCUAAGGGAAAACCCCGACUGCCACAGUCUCAGGGUGGAGAAGUUAGUGUUAAUUCGACCGUGAAGGGUUGCGGUGGGAUUAAUGCUAGCAGCGCAGUCUCUACCCUGAGACUAACAAAUACAAAAUUAAAUCGAAACGAAAGCGCAGACUCGAUCACAAUCAGCAGGGAUUUAGAUGUCUCUAUCGAAGUUGCCAAUGUAAGGGACUAUCAUAGGAUAGCUAAAACUCUUCUGAUUGCGUUUGAGGAAGACCCAUUUACCAACUACAUUUUAAAUACAGAAACUAAGUUGGAUCCUCUUAGUAAAAAGGGGAAAAGGAAGAAGGACUUAAUGCUUGCAUUCUAUGAAUGUCAGGUAUUGGAAUGUUUUCAUCUAGGAGGUAUGAUCAUUGUGAUGAAGGACAAUAGUUUGGAAUCGGAUCUUGCUCUGAAUCACAUUAAAUCCAAAAACCUUCCCUAUUUAGGCGUUGCUUGUUGGAACAAAUUAGAAUUUGAUCAGAGCAGCUUCGUAUACGACUAUACGGAGUCGCUUGGAGUAUUAGAUAACAUUAGGCCUUCCUUCUUAAAGUUGAGUGUAUUCUCUGCAUUGGCGAAAUGUCGCCUGAGAUUGAAGGAAAAAUUACCUUACUUAGCUGAGGUUAGAGAUAAAGUCUUGGGAGAUACGAAGUUGAAUCCAACCGGUGAUACGGUUUGGUAUUUAUCUGAUGUUGGUCUCUUACCUUCCAUGCGAGGAAAGGGAUUAGCAAAAAUAUUGAUAAAUCACUUCAUAAAUAAGUAUGUUGACCAAGUGCCGAAUAGUUGGUGUUAUUUAGAAAAUUCCAAUCCAAAUAACAGAACAUUCUACGGAAAGUUAGGCUUCAAAGUUGCAACUACUUUUGCAAUUAAUAAUGCGGAUGAACUGCCUACAGGUGAAAGUAUUUGUUUAGAUGCUAUGAUUAAACAUCCUAGGUACAAGUUCUCGUUAAACUUUCAAGCCGUUGAAUUCUUAGAACAACCCUUGACCACUAUUCAAGGAAUUGCUUCUUAG